This is a messenger RNA of Linum tenue, 335 nucleotides long. The record is from the annotation of a GenBank genome assembly. Lineage: Eukaryota; Viridiplantae; Streptophyta; Magnoliopsida; Malpighiales; Linaceae.
CUCACCUGUAGCCGUACGUCGUCGGGAAAGGCUACACCGCCACUGAUAUAGCGUGAUCAAUGGUGCUCAUAUGGCGCCGGGUGGCGGCGACAUGGUGGUGACACUGCUGCCUUUGCCGAUGGAAGUACUAGCAGGCGUUGACACGAUCGCCGAUUGGGAGACUGCCCGGGGGUGCCGAUGGGAGGUUGGUUGCAAGAUGGUGAAAGGUUGUCGAUGAUGGAUGGGCGGGGGCCUAAGGAGAAUGACGGAGAGAAUAGUCUUAGAUUCAAACCAGCCAAUAAAAAAGAUUUAUGAAACUCCUUAAUCUUAUAAGCUUACAGGCUUAUAGCUGCUAC